This is a messenger RNA of Anneissia japonica, 5018 nucleotides long. Its product is annotated as nucleolar protein 8-like. The transcript has 12 exons. The record is from RefSeq and is a predicted model, not a curated record. Bases 1 to 3279 code for a protein of 1092 amino acids. Gene Ontology annotation, molecular function: RNA binding. Lineage: Eukaryota; Metazoa; Echinodermata; Crinoidea; Comatulida; Comatulidae.
AUGAAGGAAGCUCAACCUUAUGAUAAACUGACUUGGGAGUUAGAUGCUGUGGAAGACAAUGUGCAAUAUCAGAAAAGGAUUGGAGCUUAUAGCAUCCCAACAACAAAGAAAAAGAGAAAGCUAAGCCACCAUGUAGAUUCUAACUUGUCAGAAAAUAGUGAUUCCGAAGUUUUAACCCACCAGAGUGCAGGGAAUAUGUUUUCUUACCAGUAUGAAGGUGACAAGAUGAAAGUUGAUGACUUUGAAAUUGUCUCAGAAAAAUAUGGCAAGUUUAGCCAUCAAGAGGCAGAUACAAAGACACAACAUGUAGUUCUUCACUACAGAGUUUAUGAAUCGUCAUCAGAAGAUGAAAGUGUUUCACAUGAAAAUGUUUUAAUACUACCAAAAGCAAAGAACAAUUCUUAUAUAAGUUUAACAUCAAAAAGCACUGAUGGAGAAAAAGGACAAAAUGAAGAAAUUGAUGUUCCAAAUAUUUUACCAGAGACUCAACAGAAAACUUAUAACAAAGAAUUGAUUGAAAGAACUUCUGACAUUUUAGAAUCAGUUUCUACCAAAACAAAAUUAAAUCAAUCAAAUUAUGACUCUGAUAACCAGAAUAUAAAAAGGAUUUCCACAGAUACGGUUGAUGUCUCCAGUAGUAAAAGUAACUCUAAUGAUGAUGAUAAAUGUGAGAAGGAUUUAGAAGCAGAAGAUGAUCAAAUAACAGUGAAAGAACUUGAUACUCUGAGAAAUAAAUCAGUACCAGAAAAAGUUUAUGAACAAGAUUCUGGUUACCUUAUAUUUGGUACGAAAGAUCCAGUUGAUACAGAGGAAGAUGUUCUGGAUAUGGUGAAUACUGAUUCAUCCAGAAUGUUUUAUUACCAAUCAGCAAUUAAUCCAAUAACAAAUGAUAACAUUGAGUUCAUGAUACUGGAACCGCAGGGUAAAGAAACCAAAGAGUUACGUGUAUUGCAGAAGGAUUCAGAAGAAAAAGACAAAAGCAAAGAGGAAAGAGAAGAAAAUGAAUAUAAAGUGAAUGAAAGUAAAAGAGAAGAUGAAGAAAGAGAAGUUAUAGAAGAAGGAAAUCAAUCUAAAGCAAUGAUAGAUUUCAUAGUCCUGCAAUCUGAAAAGUGUUUGGAGAAAACGUCUGUUGAAACAAAAGCAAGAAAGGAUUAUGUGGUAGAUGUCGAAGGUCAAAUAGAAUGUGAUGAUACAGAUUCUGUCUCUUCUGCUAACACUGAUGAUAUCUGUUCAGGAAAGUGCAUUAUGAAGUUGGCAGGAAAGAAGUCAAAGAGGGAACCAGAUGCAUUAGGUGUAGUUGAGUUUGGAGACGAGAUAGCUCCAUCAGCAGUUGAAAAUGACAGUGAUAGCCACUUGAAAAACCAAACACUACAAGGAAGUGACAACAGUAGUGUAUGUGGUGAGGAAGAUCAAGAACCCAGUGAAGCUGUUGAAGGGAACAGUAGUGAUGAUGAGGAUGAUGUUGAGGCCAGUAGUGAUAAUGGAAAAAAUAUUUGUAAAGAUGAUGAAAAUCUUACCAGUGAUGAAGAUGCCAGUACUGGUGAAGAUGUCAAUAAUGAUGAUGGCAUUAGUGAUGAAGAUGACAGUACUGGUGAAGAUGUCAAUAAUGAUGAUGGCAUUAGUGAUGAAGAUGCCAGUACUGGUGAAGAUGUCAAUAAUGAUGAUGGCAUUAGUGAUGAAGAUGCCAGUACUGGUGAAGAUGUCAAUAAUGAUGAUGGCAUUAGUGAUGAAGAGGGCAGUGGCAGUACAGAUGGAAGUAGUGAUGAAGAUGGCAGAAGUGAUGAAAAUAGUCAUAGUGUUAAAGACAGCAGUAGUGAUGAAGAUGACAGUAGUGAUGAAGAUGAAAAUAGCAGUGAUGAAGAAGAUAUCACUGAUGAAAAGACUCGAAACCUGAUGUCACCAAGUUCUCUCAAUGGCAGAGCUGUAUCAGGAAGUAGUUCUAAGAACUUAGAUGUCAAAGAACACAAAAAGGUUCUGGAUCGCAGGGUUCUUGCUGUAAGCCCUGCAAAGCAGGCAUCUUCAAAUAUCAAACGACUGGAAUCAGUGCAGAAGAGGAAGGAAGUGGUCUUAGGACAGAAGAAAGCAAUACAGAUGGCCUUAGCAGCUGUGGAUAGCAAGACUGGACCAGCCCAGGGAAAACACAUCAUCUUUGACUCAGAUGAUGAAGAGGAGCAUGAUGGUAUGAAUAUUCCCUUCCAAAAUAAAACUGAUCUAUCUAAAAUGGGACCAAUUCUGUUUGCAAGUGACGAGGAUAGCUGUGAUGAUGAGGAUGAUAACGCUCGUUUCCAAAUUAAGCCACAGUUUGAGGGAGAAUCAGGAGAAAGAUUGCGUAAACUACAGGAGCAGAUAGGAGGGGAUGAUCGAUUUACGAUGGAUAAGUCGUUCCUUGAGGAUCAAAGUGAUGAAGAUGACGAUGAUCCCAGUCAUUUGAUUCCAAACUCGUUCGCUGAUCAAGGUGAUGAAGAGGUUGAUUUGAAGACAGAGAAGGAGAAAUCUCUAAGCAUCUUGCAGAGUAUUGUUGGAACUAAAGGCAUCAUUUCUAGACCAAAGGAGAUGAUUGGGCAGAAAUUGGGUUUCAGGGGAAUGAUGAUACGGUAUGAUCCAUCCAGAGAUGACCACACCCAAUAUGAAGUGCAGAACAAAGAAAAAAGACCCUCCUCCUUGGAAGGAAAAUCUGCAAAGAAAAGUAACGAAGCUCCAGAGAUAAUCGUACCUGAAGUCUCUAAGGAAAAAUACUUUGAAGUGAGUGGUGAUAUUACAAACGCUUUUGGAAAUGACAAAAGAAAAAUUGACACCGUAGAAAACAAGGAUAACAAAGAUAUAGUAGAGAGCUCUCCUGAGAAAGGUUCGACGUUCCGUUUCUUUGGCGACAGCGAUGAAGAGGAGGAUAAUAAUAGCACUAAACCAACAGGUGAUGAAGGAACUUCUUGUGAAGAUUUACAGAGAGGAAAUAAUUUUGUUUCUGGCGGAUCGCAGUUUCAAUUCUUUGAAAGUAGUGAUGAAGAAAUUGACUUUCAAGAAGAGAUAAGUAAAGAGACUGUAGAGGUGAAUUCAGAAAACGGAACUGCAGAUGCAACACCAAAACAAUCUUUUUUCUUCCAAGUAGACGAUCAAAGACUCAAUGAUGGACCAUUGCAGUUUUAUAGAAAAGAGAACAUCGAUAAUAUUACACAAAAGUGGCAAGAAAACCGUACCAAUUUGAUGACAUUGUCUCGGAAUCGAUACCGAAAAGCCAUCAAACACAAAAAACAAACUGCUCAACGGAUGAAGAAGAUGUAAAUGACUUGUUUUGCGGGUUUUUAGCAUCUGCUUUGCAUCCUUAUUCAGGAACUCGCAAGGAUGUCUAUACCAUUCAAUUUGAUAUCCGCAUCAAGAAAAGGAAGAGCGGUACAACACUAUGUGAUAUGUGAGUUUCUGUUUUCGCUAAUAAUUAGCGAGGCUUGUUCUUGUGCAGAAGGAUUUAAUGAAAUCAAGAGAAAAAACAAUGAAUCAAUACUUUUCUUGUGGGAAGUUGGAGUUUGAAUUAUAAUUUAUAAUGAGUUAUUUGGUUUCAAGAAAUUUAACACUCUACCUUUUUUGGGUAGUCCAAUCCAUACUCGUUCAUCCAUGAUAAGGUUGUCUAUUGUACUAUGAGGCUGGUUGAUGUACAAACUACUAUAUCUUACUACACUGUGACAAGGUGUAAGUAUAUAAAGCAGCAGUCUUGUGCUGCCAUCUGAAUGGUCAUCAGUUGGAGGUCAAUGCUGGUCACAUUUCUUGUCCUUUUGCAUGGCGUUGUACUCAUGUUUGUUGCCUCUGUCCCCAGGAGUAUUGGCUCCUGUUAGGAGGGGAAUAGUUUGGAAUGAAAUGUUUCUGGUGUUGAGAAAGCUGCAAGACUUUGAAUAUUUCCCAGGGAGCUGAGGAAAUUUUAUAAUAUGAUAUUGUAAUAAGAUUGAUUCCGUUUUCAGUGACCAGGAGAAUCCAAGUGUGGUGAGCAAGGGUGCAGAAAAGGGGAGGGGGGUGUACAGUUGUGAGUAAAUAGUACCUUGAGGAAAUAAUACCUCUAGAUGGCCAGAAAUGACACUCUAAAAUACUAAAAUUCAUCAUCAUAUACUAUAGCUGUACAGCCUCUUUUGUUAAAAUCGGAAUCUUUUAUGCAGCUCAUUUCAACAAUUUUCAGGCAACUUCUUGGCUUAUGAAAUUACAUUGUGGUCGAAAAGUGGUGGGGGGAACAAAGCUCCUCUCCCCUUUAAAUUAUGUGGGGGACCUGUCCCCAAUAUCCAAUGAUUUGCGGCCAUGGCGUUGAGACAUUAUGGGUUCAUGAAGCCGAUUUCCAGUUGAGACCUCAUCAACAAAGCAGCAAGAGAAUAGAUGAGAAAUUUUAAAUUAUAAAAACCCAUUGUUAAUGUAUUUUUAGUUAGUAAUGUUUAAAAAUUAAUUCAGUAUUACAACUGCAGACAAAAAGAAGUAUCAACCACUGGUACACCUGGAAUUAUUAUUGAGUCACUCUAAGAAGAUUGACUUCGAUAAGAUUCUUUAAAAAGUUAAUUCAUAUAUUUCUUCUUAAUUGUUCAAAUGAUUAAUUCAUUCUUUCCUUUAGUGGUUAAAUAGUUUAUUGAUUCAUGAAAUAAUAAUUACAUCAUUGAUUGAAUCAUUUAAUUAUUUGAAUCCUUCCAACCAGAAUUGCCCAGUUCUCCAUUAAACAGUAGUAUUCUCUGAACUUCUCAGUUUCAAAGUUUCUCCAAGAUUGAAAUACUUCUGUUUAUGGUCACUGCCAAAUUUGUCUUAUUACAUUCACAUGAUUAUGUAUCGCCUCUGCGUACAUCUGCCUGGUACAUAAUUCUAUGUCCAAGGAAAACCGUUCUCAAAGGUAUUGUCCAAUUGUAUUUGUUUUAUCAGAUCUUUCUAACAAGAUCUAAUCUUGUCAAAGCAAACCCACUUAUUUUGAAAAACUUAAAAGCCAGGCACAGGAGGAAUGCAAAUUUUUGUUGUACAAAUAAAUUUCUAAAACACUGAAAGAGUGUUUGAAAAAAAAAAAA